AUGACUGAUGUCCAUGAGGACCCUCAUGUGAGACACACUCCUUAUGGCAUGUGACAAAACAAGAGGAGCGCAAAAUGGCAUAAUGAGUACCACAUGCCUAUUAAUAUGUGGAGAGAUAGAAAACCUCCAAAGACAGGAGUAGUGCGGGAGAACACACAAGAUGGAACCAUGGAGAGCUGGUUCAAGGUCACAAUUCCAUAUGGGAGAAAUUAUGACAGGACAUGGCUAAUGAAUUCAAUCCAGAGCCAGUGCAGUGUCCUCUUCAGCCCGGUCAAUUGCCACUGUGUCAAAAAUUGGGCCCAGUUCUUUGUCCAGGACGCUAGUACUGCCUCCGCACUGAAGGAUGUCAGCUAUAAGAUUUGUGGUGAGAAGAAUCAAAAGAUAUGUGUUUUUGUAAGUCCUUCGGCUGUACUCUACUCUGUGCAAAAUAAGUUGAUCCCAGAACAAAUGGAGCAGCUAAAGCUGACCAUAAACAAACAAUAUGAUUUCUCCCGGCAAUCUCUAGACCUCCAGAGGCUGCACGUUGACCCAGGUUUGGUGGGCCAUGAUAUUGACAUAAUCCUGAAUCGAAGAAACUGCAUGGCUGCCACCCUGCAGAUCACUGAAAGGAAUUUCUCUGAGCUGUUGUCCUUAAACUUGCACAACAACAAACUGUACCAGCUGGAUGGUCUGUCUGACAUUAUCGAGAAGGCCCCUACAGUCAAGAUCCUGAAUCUUUCCAAAAAUGAGCUGAAGUCAGUGUGGGAGUUGGACAAGGUGAAAGGGCUGAAGCUAGAAGUUCUGUGGCUAGAUGGGAACCCCUUGUGCAGAAACUUCCCAUACAAACCUGCCUAUGUAAGGUCAGCCCUGGGUGACUGCCAUCCCUCUUUCCUUCUCCAUGAUGGCCAAGACCUAUACCUGCCAAUUAUUGUUGACACAGAUAUCCUUGAGUUAAUAAAGCCAUGUAAGGAAAUCUAUAAAGGAUCUGAGACCUUAAAGCGUGUAGCUUUGCAGUUCCUGGAGCAGUAUUACUUGAUCUAUGACUCUGGUGAUCGAAAGGAUCUCCUUGCAUCUUACCACGAUGAGGCCUGCUUCUCCCUGACCAUUCCCUUCAACCUCAAACAGCCUCAUGAGGGCAGCUUUUGCAAGUACUUCAAGGAUAACAGGAAUAUGAAGAAGGUGAAGGACCCCUACCUGCGGAGGCGGCUGCUGAAGCACACAAAACGUGACAUCGUGGACUCCCUCAGUGUGUUGCCCAAAACUCAGCAUGACCUCAGCUCCUUCAUGGUGGACAUGUGCAUCCAGACGGAUACGAUGCUCUGCUCUUCUGUCAGUGGGGUGUUCAAGGAAGUGGAAGGAAAGUGUCAGGGUUCUAUUCGUACCUUCACCUGGAUCUUCAUCACUACUCCUGGCAGCAAUUACAGCCUGCACACAGUGAACGAUAAGCUGAUUAUGACGAAUGCCAGCCCCAAUGAGAUCCAGAGUUCCUUCUCCAUUCCUGUGGCCACAUCCUGCUCUAGCUCCAUGCCCACUCUCUCCCAGGAGCAGCAGGAAAUGGUGCAGGCUUUCUCCAUGCAGUCUGGGAUGAAACUUGCAUGGUCUGAGAAGUGCCUUCAGGACAAUGAGUGGAACUACACCAGGGCUGGUCAGGUCUUUGCUAUGCUCCAGACCAAGGGCAAGAUCCAACAGGAAGCCUUCAGACAAAUCCCCUAA
This is a messenger RNA of Galeopterus variegatus (Sunda flying lemur), 1692 nucleotides long. Its product is annotated as nuclear RNA export factor 2-like. Gene Ontology annotation, biological process: poly(A)+ mRNA export from nucleus. The record is from RefSeq and is a predicted model, not a curated record. Lineage: Eukaryota; Metazoa; Chordata; Mammalia; Dermoptera; Cynocephalidae. The transcript has 21 exons. Gene Ontology annotation, molecular function: RNA binding; protein binding. Gene Ontology annotation, cellular component: cytoplasm; nucleus.